Messenger RNA from Bathycoccus prasinos, 2178 nucleotides. RefSeq lists its product with no specific name. The transcript has a single exon. Gene Ontology annotation, molecular function: RNA binding; ATP binding; RNA helicase activity. The record is from RefSeq and is a predicted model, not a curated record. NCBI's taxonomy places the organism in Eukaryota, Viridiplantae, Chlorophyta, Mamiellophyceae, Mamiellales, Bathycoccaceae. The coding region runs from base 1 to 2178 and encodes 725 amino acids.
AUGACGGUCGAUUUCCUCGCGCGAAAGCAAUCGAAAAAGAACGCCAAACGUCUCGCCUCUCUGAACAAGAAAGGCGAAAACGAGCGCAGAAACCGCGCGAAGCGAGGGAGAAACCGAAACACCGUCGGCAUGUGCAAUUUCGCGCCUCCGUUGCCGCCGGCGUUGGCGGAGGAGGACGAACAGAACGAGGCGGAGAAAAAAAUGAAGAAGAGGAAGAUGGAGAGGGAAAGGUUGGCGAGGAAAGCGAUGAGGAAGAAAGUGAAGAUGGAGAUGGAGAAGAACGUGAUGGGAGAAAGAGGAGGAAAAGGAGAGGAAACGGGUGGCGGCUCGGACGAUGAAGAAUCAGAGAAGUCGGAAAGCGAAGAGGAGGAAGAUAAAGAACAAAAUCAAAACAAUAACGUCCCGGAGUAUUUCAUCGACGCGAUGAAAACAAUCGGUCAUCGACGGAUAGCGCCGAUACAGAAAUCGUCCUGGGCGGCUUUGUGUAGUAACUCGUCGGAUUGUUUAUCCGUGGCGCCGCCGGGGAGCGGGAAGACGUUGGCGUUUUUGUUGCCGGCGUUCGACGUGGUGAUUAAGAGGGUGGCGGAGUUUAUGAGUAGUACGAACGGUAAUAAAAACGGCAGUAACAACGCUAUCAGUAGGAAGAAUGUGAUCGAUGGUCUCAUCGUCGCGCCGACGAGAGAAUUGGCGCAGCAGAUUGCGAGCGUCGGGAAUAAGUUGAAACGAGCGGCGCCGGUGAAAUUAGUAUGCGUGGUUGGCGGGACGAAUCAGCAAGAGCAAGAGGAGAGCUUGUUAGCGCCGACAAAGUUAGGGGUUUUAGUGGUUGGAACGCCGGGGAGAUUGUGUGCGACGGUAUGUUUUAACGCCGGUGGGACCAAGAAAAGCGACGACGGGUCGGGGAAAUCCGUAGUCGUUCCGGCGAGCGAGAAUCGAUUAGGCGAUUGUAAGAUUUUCAUUUUAGACGAAGCCGAUAGAAUGUUAGCGCUUGGUUUUGAACCUCAGUUGGAGCAACUGUACGAGAAUCUACCGAAAGAAAGACAAACGGCUUUAUUUUCGGCGACCUUUCCGGCGAAAGUGAAACAGAUUGCCAGAAAGUGGUUGAAGAAAGACUACGAGAAGGUGACUUUGAGUGCAAACGCGGUCGACAUAUCGGCGCAAAACGCCGAGAAAGGGAAGGAAGAACUCGUACAACGCGCCUCGAAAGUUAUUCAAACCGUUCACGUGUGCGCUGAGCACAAGAAAUCGCGAAAGUUGAUGAAAUAUGUCGAUAACUUACGGAAAGAGGACGGUCGCGCUCGGUCGCGCGUGCUCGUGUUUACCAAUCGCAUCAAAACGGUAAAGUUUGUGAAAGAUUUGUUGGUCAAACACGGCGAAAAAGUGUCCACGUUACACGGUGAAAUGCGUCAAGAUAAGAGAGAGUUGGCCUUGAAAGAUUUCAAGGCUGGAAAAACGCCAAUCUUAGUCGCUACGGACGUCGCCGGUCGAGGCUUGGACGUCGCCGGUUUAGAGUGCGUGGUCAAUUGGGAUUUCCCGGGAAGCAUCGAGCAGUAUCAACACAGAAUCGGCCGAGCUGGAAGAAACGAGAAAGUUGGGAGCGCUCUGAGUUUUUUCACGAGGAAGUUUGCCCCUUUGGCAAAAGAUUUAAUCGAAUUGUUAGCCAACGCGAAACAGUUUGUCGAUCCGAAUUUGAAGAUUUUAGCGAAAGCUGCCGAGGCGUUGCCGGAAUUAGAAAACAAGUUUCGAGACAAAUUUGGUAACGGCGACGAACCAAUCGAUGAGCGCGGUGAAGACGACGACGACGACGACGACGAUGAAAAACAAGGAGGAGGAGAUGUCGAAGAAGAAAAAGAAAAAGAGAAGAAUGGAAAGAAAUCGAAUAUGAAGAAAAAGAAAAGAGAAGAAAAAGAUGAAGAUGGAGGCGCCGACGAGUUUACCGUGCCAAAAGAUAAACCGUCCAUUGGCGACGGCACUAAAAGGAAGACCCAACCGAGUUGGUGGGAGGCUGAUGGUUCACAUGGAAGUACAUCGGCGCACCUGUUCGGAAAGAAGAAGCGAGAAGAGAUGAAAAAUCCUGCCAUGCGAAACACGUUGCGAUGCGGACCCAACGAACAAGAGAUAAAAGUCAACGCUGCCAUGUCGUCCAAGCGCAAAAAAAAUCAUCAAAAGAAACGAAAGUAG